GCGGCCCAGCGCGGGCGGGGAGCGGCGGGGAACGGCGCGGGCCUGUCUGUCGGCGGUGCCGGGGUUCGCGGGGGCUGCUUGGAGGCUUGGCCGCCGGGAAGAGGCCGCGGCCACGCUUCUUGGAAGCUACUAAGUGACUUCUUUGAAGAAUCAUGAAGUCACACUAUGUUGUGCUAACUCUAGCCUCCCUGAUGUUCCUGAUGUGUCUCCCUGUGUCACAGAGCUGUAACAAAGCACUCUGUGCCAGCGAUGUGAGCAAAUGCCUCAUUCAGGAGCUCUGCCAGUGCCGGCCUGGAGAAGGGAAUUGCCCCUGCUGUAAGGAGUGCAUGCUGUGCCUCGGGGCCCUGUGGGACGAGUGCUGCGACUGUGUCGGUAUGUGUAACCCUCGGAAUUACAGCGACACCCCCCCCACAUCAAAGAGCACAGUGGAGGAGCUGCACGAGCCCAUCCCUUCCCUGUUCAGGGCUCUGACGGAGGGCGACACACAGCUGAACUGGAACAUCGUCUCCUUCCCUGUGGCAGAGGAGCUGUCACACCAUGAAAACCUAGUCUCCUUUUUAGAAACUGUGAACCAGCCACACCACCAAAAUGUGUCUGUUCCCAGCAACAAUGUUCACGCCCCUUUUCCCAGCGACAAAGAGCACAUGUGCACUGUGGUUUACUUUGAUGACUGCAUGUCCAUACACCAGUGUAAGAUAUCCUGUGAGUCCAUGGGAGCAUCCAAAUAUCGCUGGUUUCAUAACGCCUGCUGUGAGUGCAUCGGUCCAGAAUGCAUCGACUAUGGUAGUAAAACUGUCAAGUGUAUGAACUGCAUGUUUUAAAGAGGGAGAAGAAAUGCAAACCAAAGCAGUUUAGUUAUUAGGAGGACAUGCAGACUACUCAGUAAGUCAUGAAAUGUGCAGAAAUCAUGAGUUAGUAUGCUAGGAGUGUGUUAAAUUAUAUUAUUGUAACUGUGCCUUAUAUGUUUGAUGCCUAUUAGCAUAUCUCUUUUCCAUUGAAUUUAGUAGAACUUUAGUCACGUGAGAAUCAGGGUUCAGAGAAGUCCUGGAAAGACCUGACAUUCUGACAGAAGGUGCUGUCUUCUUCCAGCUUUCCAAACGCUUUUUGUUUAAAAUGUGAUCGCACAAGCCUGGUCCAUGUGUGGUUCUCACCUGCCAGCUCUAGGACAUCAGGUCCCUCUAGUCACACCUCUCUUAAUUGUGCCUUGUCUGGCUGUUCUGUUUUAUAUGAGUAAAUAUUGCAGUUUAUAAUUCUAACAACUCACAUUCAAACCACAUUAAAAGCUUAAUUUCACACCAUUUUACAUUGGUUUUAGAAAGUAAAUGUUUACUAUAUUUUAUAACAGAAAAGUUUUACCAAAGGACAGCGAGCCAGCUCGGUGGAUAAAGGCGCUUGCUGCCAAGCCUGAUACCUGAGUUUGAGCCCCAGAGCCCAUAUAUUGGAAGAAGAGAACCAGCUCCUGUAAAUUGUCCUCUGACCUUCAUACACGUACGGUGACAUGCAUGCAGGUGUGCAUGAGUGUGCACACACACAAAUAAGUAAAUUUUUUUUAAGUGUAAACCUCUUAUAUGGUGAAAUCUAAAUCUAUUGUGUAGCACCCACGCUGACAGUGAUUUCGACAUUAUGUCCCCUCCCCAUCAGUAGUGCUGAUGCGGUGAUGUAUAGAGUCAUCACUAUUCGUCAGUACAGUAGAGUUGCCUCAACCAAGUUUCAUGGCGUACCUUUGAAAUGUCAUCAAAUGCACUGCGAGGAUCUGGGUGAGAAGUAGCCAGUAACAGAUGCGGGGCUGUAGCUGUCCCAUCAGGCUCCAAGCUGAACGUGAGACUGACCAGGAGAGGGGCUGGCUCAGCACCAGCAACAGCAGGGACUCCAGCACAUGUGAAAAGGGAGAGGGUUGAAGAAGCAUGUAUAGACAUGGACAGAGAAGGGCAAAAAUGUUGGGAACUCCUAGUAGGGUCCACCUUAAAACCAUUUAUAGUCACUGGUUUUGUUCCUUUGUAAUAUUACAUUUGUUUCUGGAUAUCUGAAUCUAAAUAAGUAUCAUAUUUUAAGAAGGUAUAUUUCUGAAAUUACAGGGGGAAACCUGUUUCAUACGUUUACUCCUAGCAUGCUACAGAAUUAUCUAGUUAGCGUCUUAUAUAGCGUUUCCAUAGAGAUGAGCUUCCAUACCACAUGCCCUUCACAGUAAUAAAAUCCUCACCUUCAAGCAUGAAUCUGAAACAAAUAUUUAUAAUACACAGACUCAAUUUUACACAAUUGCUAUUUUCUCUAGAGCAUAUCUGAAUUAAAAGUAACUUUUUAGAAAUAAUCUUUAUAUGAUUACAUAUUUUAGUACAUAAAAUAGAAAAUGUUCUUAAACACAUUUUGUGUCCUUAUUUGAAAAGUAGUUAGUUACGAGAUCAUUUGUGGUAUCAUAGCUACCCAUUAUAAACCAUGCUCUUCGCAGUAGCUGACAAAUACUCCAGGUAUUCCAGCCUUCUAAGAAGCCAACUUAGAACGUGGAUGUAUGUGAUUAUUAAACAUGAAGGCGUGCUCUUACGUUUACCUAGAGGCCUCUCUUUAAAGGUGCCUUGGAAACAUUUCAGCUCCUUUCUUCUUAGCUCCCACAGGGCUGUGGGUUUUCUUGAAAUCAGGAGGCGUUUUGAAGGACCACAGCUAGCUGCUCCAUUUCAGCUGCUGAUUCUCAAGAAAGUUUAUACUAUGAUGAGAGAAUGCUUUGAGAGAAUGGUUUCUGGCAGUAUGUCUUAUGUUUUCUUUGUUUGUUUGCUUGUUUUGUUUGAGAUAGGAUCUCUCUAUGCAGCCUUGGCUGGCCUGGAAUUUGCUUUGUAGAAUAGGCUGGCUAUCCUCACAUUUUCUUAAUGAUGGCCAUAAACAUUAUUAAAAUACAUCACCAUCUUUUUAAAACUUUUCAUUAUUAAGAUUUAAACUAUAGUGUCUUUUUUUUACCCUAUACAUUUUCUAUGAACAAUUUUUUUAAACCAUUUGCUUUAACUUUUUUAUUGCCCUGUUUUUCCCAUUAGAAAUAAUCCCCACUGAGAUAAAUUCAUUUUUGUGUAUUUCUCCUGAUUUGCCAAGGCCUUGAAGAAUUAGUACCCAUUACCUGACAGGUUUGCACUCCCACCACAGAGAGGCCAAACAAGAUGAUCAGAGGUUCAAAGCCAGCCCGGGGUCCAUAGCAAGGCACUGCCUCAGAAGGCACAAGUCCUGUGCUCAGUGUUUUGAGCAGUGGUUUUUUUUUUUCCUGAAUUGAAAUAAAAUAUUUUAGAAGCUAGCAGUCUCACUGAGUCUAGACCUUCCACACCAUUGUAGCAAUUACACUCCAUAUUGAAUAUUUUGUAAUGGUUUAUGUUUCUUUCUCAAUAAAAAAAUUAUCUUAGCCAGGCAGUGGUGGCACAUGCCUUUAAUCCCAGCACUUGGGAGGCAGAGGCAGGUGGAUUUCUGAGUUCGAGGCCAGCCUGGUCUACAGAGUGAGUUCCAGGAUAACCCGGGCUAUACAGAGAAACCCUGUCUCGGAAAACAAAAAACAAACAAACAAAAAAAUGAUCUUGUUUUCUUAUAGCCAGAUCCAAAAACACUAGAUUUUAAGGGCUGAGGUUGAAGCCUGGUGAUGGGGCUCUCGCCUGUCACAGUGCAGCCCCAGGUCCACCCUGAGUACCAACAAGAGACAAACACUAGCUUGUGAAUCAGAGGUUGUCAUUAAAUUUAUAUGUACAUACUUCCCUAUAGCAAGAUAUGGGCUUAUGGGCAUAUUUUUCUCAUAACAUUUUAUGAGAAAACAAUGUUUUCCCCAUAACAUUUAAUUAGGACUGUAGUUUAUUCAUAAUUAAGGUACAAAAGCAAAACAAAUUCUAGUAAAAUAUACUGUUUGUUUACACAGGAUGCUAUGAAAGGGGUCAAACCAAAGUAUAACUUGUAAAGUUUCAGAAGAUAACAUUGUUAUUAGUAUAUUUGAACAAAUAUUUGUAAUUUUAAAAAAGCAUCAAAAUAAAAAAGAAGAAAGUAAAACUGGCAAAUGAGAUGCUGAGGAUGGGCCACAGGUUAGAGGUCUGUACUUAGAAAGCAUCUUUUAAAGACUUUAAAGACUUUGGUCACUUCCAAGAGUCCAUGUUGAUUGCAUUUAACAUGACUGCCAACUUAUAUAUAUAAUUGUAAAAAUUUUCAUUGGUUGUCUCUGUAGUAA
Arvicanthis niloticus (Nile rat) is the source of this 4180-nucleotide messenger RNA. It is a transcript of the gene Twsg1, whose product is annotated as twisted gastrulation BMP signaling modulator 1. Gene Ontology annotation, biological process: regulation of BMP signaling pathway. The record is from RefSeq and is a predicted model, not a curated record. Lineage: Eukaryota; Metazoa; Chordata; Mammalia; Rodentia; Muridae.